AAGUUUUAUGAUUAUUAAACAUCUAUGUACAAAAAUAGUACAACAAAACCAUGACUUUCACAUAUCAAUUAAAUCAUAAAAUACUGUCUUUAAAAAUAGAAGAAACCAGGAAAUAAUAAGAAAAAUAUGAAGUCCUUGAAACAAAUCCUGUUGAGACCAGGCUUGUCUUACAGAUGAAAUUUAAAACUUGCUUGACAAAAUUGACAGUGCAGAAAUGCAUCUGAUGAACAAACAAAUUGGAGGUUUUUCAAGAACAUUAUUUAAGCACUCAAGAUCCUCACUUGCUGAAGUUAAUAGCUUUCCAGCCUAAACAUUAAUGCAAAAAAAAAAAAAAUAGAUUGGAUUUUUAGGUUAAUUACCUUUGAUCUGUUUUGAUUAAAAUCCUGAAAUACAGUAGACGUUUUUUAGACUGAUUUGUUAAAAAAAAUUAACAUUCAAACUCUACAAGAAGAUUUCAUUGCAGUAUCAACUGAAAAUAAGUUAUCAUGAAUGACUGAGGUUCACAAGUUUUUCCUUAGCAAGAAAAACUAAUAGACAAGGUUUUGUAAGCGACUCUCUGAACCAACAAAAGAUUUAUUUUGUCAACAAUAGGCUGCUCAUUAUUUGUACAACCUAGAUUUUAUGAUCAUGCAAAUUGCACGUCAGUGCCAAAUUAAGUAGAGAGAAAUCACAAACACAAUUCAGGAAUUCCCUAAUACAUCGAUCGAAGCAGUUUAUCUCUGUAAAAAAUCGUCAUAUCUUGAUGGAAAAAACAGGGUCUCGAAUAUUCCCUGCUGUGGCCGAUGUAAUGAACAUGGAGUACAUUAGCAUAAUAAAGAACAACUCACUUACAACCUCAUAUGAAUUGUCUACCCAUUUACGUACCAUUACGAAGAGAGAAUUGAAAGAGCUUUGUCUAAUCCACAAAACCACUUUCCCAUCGUUGCUUAACAUCGCAUAAGAUUUUUCACACGCAAUAAAUUUUCUCGACGAUGGUGGAGCAGGUUGUCUAUAUUCCUAGUUGAGACUUAUUCUCUGCAGUUGGAACACGACAAGUUCGAGAGAGAUAAAUUACAAAUUAUUAUGGCGCGACAAACUUUUGAUCGUAAAUAAGAUGUGUUCUGAAAAAUGCGGGGUGAACUGGCAUCCGAAGCAAUAAAUAUAGAUCGACAACAAAGACAUACUGUGGGCUAAAUAGCAACUCCCAGCGGAAAACACCCCCACAUUUAAUUUGGAUCAAAGGAAAUAAUUCAGACGAAAACACAACGCGACUGGAAUCAGGAAAGUCAACAAAUUUUAUGCGAUUUUGUGAAAUUUCGCGCGUUCUUCUAGAGAAAUUGAUCUGAUCGAUUCGGUAAGUGUACUUGGCCAAAUUAAAGUGUUUUUGACCGUAUUGUCAGGAAAUACAUGAAUGUCGUCUCGGAAGAUGACACACUUUGGAUCAAAGCCUAACAUCAGACCACGAAUAUAAAGCUUAUAGUAAACAGACAAAAAUAAAAUCAAACUAAAUUGAAAAACAUGUGCAAUACAAAUAUGUAAGUCGAGUUAAGGCAAAAGCGUAAGGAAAAGCAUUCGUCUGAUCACAAAGAUAAGUAUCUUAGGCGAUAAAUAUCUCACAGCAGAUAUUAUUCCGCGCGGAGAUGUGUUUUUCCUGGCGUGCCGACGGCCUAGGAAACACGAAAAUGUAUUCAAGGGGAAGCAAACAAAAAUUGAAAAACCGCGAAAAUAUUUAAAUACACAGUUGGAGCUAAUAGAAACGAAAGCCUAAAACUUCAGAAAACUGCUUGACUUCAGGUAAAAUUCAAGUUAACACGAGGAUAAAUUAAACUCGGAAAGUAUUAUGUAAUUUUAGCCUGGCCGGUGAAUUUCUACUGAUCUUUAGACAGUGGUAGAAAAGCUCACCUCCUCUGCUGAAAAUUCCUCCUGCAGUUUCACGAUAGCCUUCAUUAAAAGUUCUCUUUCUUUGUCAUCUAUGACGUUGUAAUCGUGUUCCAAAUCGUCCUCUGUAAGAGCCUGAAAAUAGCUAAGAGGUACAUUUUCUGGGAAGAGAGCGCUCAAAUGUCCAAGUGACUCUUUUUCCAAAAACACGCGAAGUGAGCUGUCCCUGUCUUCACUUGUCGUGCUACCCUCACUUUCAGUGCGACGAACCGCGACAGAACUGCCUAGCACAUCAUCCAUAGUCUCUCUAAGCUAUUCCUCAAACGACAGCAUUCAAUCACACAUGUUUACAGCCCCUUUGACGCAGCUAAAUCGUUGAAAACAUGGCUGGGCUUGAAACAGAAAUUCUCGCCACUACACAACACGCGCUGAUUUCCGCCAUCAAUUUCAGCUCCGUUCGCCUGUUGCCACACCGCGCACCGCCUUUACCAAUAACAGUUCAUGGCGAAUUGAAUGAACUGUUUCCCAGACAGAAGUAAAAGCUUAGACUCGGUUCAGAAUGAAGUGAAAGUGCUUAAUCUCUGCCCUGUAAUAAUACUCCUAGCAUUUCACGUUAGUCAUUGAUUACCGUCGGUGGACGGUGGAGUAUAAAUAGACAAAUUUCCCAAGGGAGCAUCUAUCUGCGCUUGCGCAUACUUGAAACGCAUUCGUCUCUGACCAGUAAGAUUUCGUUGCAAUUUUAAAAUGGCGGACGAAGGGAGCAGAAAGCGUGGUUUGGACGCUGCCGAGAACAGCGACGAAGACGAAGAAGAUGACAUGAUUGGUCCUAUGCCGGCGCCUCCUCCUAAACUAAAGAAGAGACGAGUUUUAGAGUUUGAAAAAGUCUAUCUUGGAAAUAUUCCAUCAGCUGAGUCCUAUGAGAAGAGUUUUAUGCACCGGGAUUUAAUUUCACACAUUGUGGUCACUGAAACAGAAUUUCUUAUUACGGCAAGUUGCGAUGGCCACAUUAAAUUUUGGAAGAGGCAAGAUGAGGGAGUAGAAUUUGUUAAACACUUCAAAGCACAUAUGGGUGUCAUACACUGUAUUGCUGCCAGUGCUGAUGGUCAGAUCCUGUGUUCUACAGCUGAGGAUAAAUCACUUAAAGUAUUUGAUGUCGUGAAUUUUGAUAUGAUAAACAUGUUACGAUUAGAUUACAUUCCAGGACAGUGUGAAUGGAUUUUUCCUCCUGGUGCAGCUGUGGCCUCAGUGGCCUGCUCAGAGAAGGAAACAGGUGUGAUUCAUGUUUAUGAUGGACGAGGGACAAGCACACCUCUUCAUACUCUGAAUCUUCAUACCAAGCCUGUAACAUUUAUUAAGUACAAUGCUGUGUAUGAUGUUGCGGUGUCAGCAGAUGAGGCAGGCAUGGUGGAAUAUUGGUCUGGUAUUAAACAUGAUCUCCAGUUUCCCAAGAAUGUUGACUUUGAGUUCAAAACAGAUACAGACCUCUUUGAAUUUAUUAUGUGCAAGACUGUUCCUGUAUCGCUGACAUUUUCACCAGAUGGUAAACUAUUUGCUACCUUGGCAAUGGACAGGAAGGUCAGAGUGUUCCGAUUUCUAACUGGGAAGAAAACAAGAGUGUUCGAUGAGUCCCUAAAGGUCUUUACAGAGAUGCAGCAGCAAAGUCAGCAGUUACCUGAUAUGGAGUUUGGUAGAAGAAUGGCAACAGAAAGAGAUUUAGAGAAGACAGAUACCUUACGGUUCUCCAAUGUAGUCUUUGAUGAAAGUGGAUUUUUCCUGUUGUACACCACAAUGUUGGGUAUCAAAGUUAUAAACCUUCACACAAACAGAUGUGUAAGAACGAUAGGCAAGAUGGAGAAUGUGCGAUUUGUUCAACUCGCCCUGCACCAAGGCAAGACCAAGAAAUCAAAAGCAGCAGUUACAUUGGAAAUGGAAGCGUCAGAAAACCCUUCACUUCAGACUGGAGGACCUGAUCCUAUGUUGUUCUGUACAGCGUCCAAGAAAAACAGGUUUUACAUAUUUUCCACCAGGCAGCCUGAUCUCAGUGGCGAGAGUGAUCGAGAUGUGUUCAAUGAAAAACCCUCCAGAGAAGAGAUUCUUGCAGCAACUCAGGGCUCUGAAGGAACAAAGAAACUCCCUGAAGAGGCCACUCUGCAUACCACGAUGGGUGACAUUACGUUUAAACUAUUCUCCAAAGAGUGUCCCAAGACUGUGGAAAACUUUGCAACCCACAGCGAGAAUGGUUAUUACAACUCGAAUAUUUUCCAUCGUGUUAUUCAUCAGUUAAUGAUACAGACGGGAGAUCCAGAAGGGGACGGUACUGGUGGAGAAUCUAUCUGGGGUGGAGAGUUUGAAGAUGAGUUUAACAGGAAUUUAAGACACGAUCGACCUUACACAGUAAGCAUGGCCAAUGCCGGACCAAACACUAACGGUUCCCAGUUCUUCAUCAGUGUGGUGCCAACGCCAUGGCUAGACAACAAACACACCGUAUUCGGCCGUGUGACCAAAGGAAUGGAUGUUGCACAAGCCAUAAGUACCGUGAAGACAAAUCCAAAAGACGAUAAGCCGUACGAGGAGAUCAAGAUUAUCAAUGUGUCAUUGAAAGUUUGAAACGUGGACGAAAGACAAACAUAACAGGAACUUGACUUCUAUUUCUUCACUCCUUGAGGGACGCAGGCUGCUCAAUAGCCCUUCUCCCCCCAGAGAUGAAGAAGACGGCGAGAAAUAAAACCUUUCUGCAACGCUUGUCAAAAUGAACUUGUAAAAUACUUGUACAGUUUGGAAACAGGUUUGGUGUGAGACGUGAUCGAGACUGCGAUUUUCCGUAAGAGGUUGCUAGGGACGAUAGCACGUGACAUGUUGCUAUGUAACCUGACGUAUUCAGAUAGCGACAAACGCACGUGGCAAUCUUCGGAGUGCACGUGCUUCUUCUGAUUGGCCGAUUUAACAUCGGAAACUCUUCGGGUGCUUAGUUUUACAAGGAUUUUUCAACGAACUGCGCUUGCUCGCUGGAUUUUACAAAAAUAAAGUAUGCAAGGGCGAAAAAAGUGAAA
Orbicella faveolata is the source of this 4907-nucleotide messenger RNA. Its product is annotated as peptidylprolyl isomerase domain and WD repeat-containing protein 1-like. Gene Ontology annotation, biological process: protein folding; protein peptidyl-prolyl isomerization. Gene Ontology annotation, molecular function: peptidyl-prolyl cis-trans isomerase activity; protein binding. The record is from RefSeq and is a predicted model, not a curated record. NCBI's taxonomy places the organism in Eukaryota, Metazoa, Cnidaria, Anthozoa, Scleractinia, Merulinidae.